GAGCUCAGAGUUAAAGACCUGUCCACUGAGGAGAACCAGAGGGAGAGGGGAGGGCAUAAGAAAAAGAAGAGACACCUGAGAAAAGAGUGAGACCAAAUAGGAGAGAAACUCCUCAGCAGGAAAUUGGCAGUGAUUUAAAGAAGAAAUCCAUUUGGGAGCUGACAAAUAAAACAAGACUUGAAGAAGUGUUUCUUCAAAAGAGAAUUUAACUUUCUGACCUAUCUGAGGAAGUCUCCAGUAUGUUGGUCCUUCUCUUGUUGUGUACCUCUGGUCUUCUGCUGCGAGGGGACGCCCAGGACCAAGCUGCUCUGUGGAGGGGGAACGACCGCAGCGGACGAUGCCAGUACACCUUCAGUGUUCCCAGCCCCACCGAGGCCAGCUGCCCUCAGACCGGAGGCCCCGAGGUGGAGGGCCUGAAGGCUAGACUAAGCCUGCUGGAGGUGCUGGUGUCCCGGCUGACUGGAGGGGACACAGGGGUUCCACAGGGGGCCACAGUCAGGGAUCAGACUGAGCUUCAUCAAUCACUGAACCGGGUCACGGGGGAGAGGAACCUGCUGCAGGGGGAGAAGGAGCGUCUGGAGCAGGAGUUGGAGGGGCUUCAGCGCAGGAUGGAGGAGAUGAGGAGGGAGACGGAGAGGCUGAGGAACAGACCGUGUCCCCUGCAGACCCCCGCGAUGCCGCCGAGCCCCCCGCUGCAGGAUAGUGGCCUGACAAGACCUGCUGGGGGUUCCAGGCCCUCUCACCUGAUAGCCAGGCCCAACAGGCAGGGGGACAGCAGCAGCUUGAGAGACUCAGCGUGGCAGACUGGACCUCAAGGUUUCCAGGAGCUGAAGGCUGAGGUGACGGAGGUCCCUGCUCCAGAUGGAUCUGAGGAAAAUACAGGUUGUGGGGAUGUGGUCUCAGUAGGUGAGCCGGUCACUCACAGGAAGGCCGACACCAUAGCAGGUAAAUAUGGAGUUUGGAUGCAGGACCCUGAGGCGGUCUCCCCGUACGGACCCAACAUGAUCUGGCGCAUCGACACCAUAGGCUCUGAUGUCAGGCAGCUGUAUGGAUAUGAAGACAUGGAGCAACUCACUAAAGGCUUUCCGUCCAAGGUGCUGCUGUUGCCCGAGCUGGUGGAGAGCACUGGCUCCACUCUGUACCGAGGCUCUCUGUACUAUCAGAGACGUCGCAGUCGUUCCCUGAUCCGCUUCGACCUGGCCUCCGAGAGCAUCGCAGCCCGCCGGGAACUCCCCCAUGCCGGCUUCCACGGACAGUUCCCCUACUCCUGGGGCGGGUACACGGACAUCGACCUGUCUGUGGACGAGCAGGGUCUGUGGGCCGUGUACUCCAGCAGCAAGGCCAAAGGAGCCAUCGUGAUCUCACAGCUGGACCCAAACAGUCUGGAGGUGAAGAGGAGCUGGGAGACCAGCAUCAGGAAGAACUCGGUGGCUAACUCCUUCAUCAUCUGUGGGAAGCUGUACACCGUGGCCAGCUACACGUCCCCCGACACCACCAUCAACUACAUUUAUGACACUAGAACCAGCCAGGGGAAGUCUGUGGCCAUCCCAUUCAAGAACAAGUACCGCUACAACAGCAUGAUCGACUAUAACCUGGCUCAGAGGAAGCUGUUUGCCUGGGACAACUUCCACAUGGUGUCCUAUGACCUGAGGCUGGGCCGCCAGGAGUGACCAAAUAAGAUAAAAAGUGACACUUGCUAACCUGUUCCUGCUUCAAAGACUCAGAGCUUUAGAGCAUAAUUGUGUAUCUGGUAGGUCAGUUACAGUGUAAAGCCAACACCUUCUGUAUCAACGUGUUGAAGAGACUAACUAACAAAAAUGGAGAGUUUGAGGAACCCCCCAGGUGGGCUUUUGCUGUGGCACGGCCCACAAUUAUGUUUUUAGAGGAAUUAUUUUUCUACCGCCUUUAAUUCAGAUGUAUUAUUUUGUUGUUUUCUUGAUAAGCUAUAUAUAUUUGAGGACUGAAAGAUGAUACUUAAUGCAUACAGUUUAUAAACUCCCGUUUUUACCUGCCUUGAAGUGUUUCACCAUUCUACAUCUUUACAUUAAACUGCUCCCUCAAUUAGCAUGUACUGAAUAUUGCAUGUACGUGUACAAUGAAGUCAACAUAAUGACUUGUGUUGAAAAUCAUCAUGAAUUAAAUGUCCUAAAGUA
Molecule: messenger RNA, 2153 nt
Organism: Notothenia coriiceps (black rockcod)
Lineage: Eukaryota; Metazoa; Chordata; Actinopteri; Perciformes; Nototheniidae
Gene: myoc
Product: myocilin
Exons: 5
Coding region: 240-1670 (476 amino acids)
Biological process (GO): osteoblast differentiation; signal transduction
Cellular component (GO): Golgi apparatus
Source: RefSeq, a predicted model, not a curated record